Messenger RNA from Polypterus senegalus (gray bichir), 1152 nucleotides. RefSeq names its product lysosome-associated membrane glycoprotein 3 (gene lamp3). Lineage: Eukaryota; Metazoa; Chordata; Cladistia; Polypteriformes; Polypteridae. The transcript has 6 exons. The record is from RefSeq and is a predicted model, not a curated record. Bases 118 to 966 code for a protein of 282 amino acids. Gene Ontology annotation, cellular component: membrane.
ACAAAAGAAGCAGGCGCUAACCAUCAGUUAAACUCUGCACCUCUUGAAGCAUCUCUCCUCGCUUUCAUUAUUACGGCAGUUUCCGCGUGCUGUGAGUAGACGCUGUAGAUCGCCCCCAUGAAGUUGCUUGUGUUCGUCAUUUUCAUAGCAGUUCAGACUAACAAAGGAAGUGCACAUAAGAGGCCUGAGAGUAAGACAUCUCCAUCCAUCAUGCCGUGCAAUGAAAUAACUGUGAAAAACCCCCAUACCACAGUAUCACCAAGCAAGCAUACACCGACUUCUGCAAAUGGAAGUGUUUCAGCAGCAGCUUUGAAACCCACAGUCCUCUGUGCUCACACCUUGGAACAACAUGUGUCUAAUUCUAGUCCAAAACAAGGGAAAUAUACCAUAAGAGACAAACAGCACAAUGUAUGCAUCAAAGCAGAUAUGGGUCUGCAGUUUUUAAUAGUGAGGAAUAAGAAAAAUACAUAUUGCAACAUUAAUGCUGGUUAUGCAAGUUUAGGAGGCCAAUGUGGAAAAACUACAUCAGUGUUGUCAUUAUCCUUCAAUGGAGGGUUUAUUACUUUCACGUUUGCUAUGAAUGGAUCAUAUUAUUAUGUGGAUGACAUUAAUGCUAUGGUGACUAUUUUAACUGUGCAAGAGAAGAUUCAAGGUGCUAAAGCAGUAACUUAUGGAAGAAUAAACAACACCAGAAUGUUUGAAACUGCUAUUGGUAAAUCAUACAAGUGCAACAGCCAACAAAUAUUUUCAUUUACAAAUGACUUCAAGCUUAUAACUCUUAACAUGCAGAUCCAGUCAUUUAAUAUAAGCAAUGAUUCAUUUGGAGAGGUGCAAGAAUGUGCCAUUGAUGAAACAAAAAGAAGAAUCCUGCUAAUACUGGGAGCAUGUCUGGUUGGAAUAACCCUUGUCAUCCUUUUGAUAUACUUGAUGAAUCGGGAGCACAGAAGAGGCUAUCAAACUUUGUAAAAUAAGGAAGGAAAAGGCUUGCCAUUAAUGGCAAAAAGAAUCCUGUCUGGCUCAUCAUACCUGAAAAAGGGUUUUCAUCUGUGUUAUUUUCAUCUUUAACAAAUAAAAUAUACAUUUUGAAUUACGUUUAGUUUACAUUGAAUGUUAAACAUGUAUACAAUCCAUUCAAAUAAAAUAAAUGCACAA